Molecule: messenger RNA, 1461 nt
Organism: Papaver somniferum (opium poppy)
Lineage: Eukaryota; Viridiplantae; Streptophyta; Magnoliopsida; Ranunculales; Papaveraceae
Product: alkane hydroxylase MAH1-like
Exons: 2
Coding region: 1-1461 (486 amino acids)
Molecular function (GO): heme binding; monooxygenase activity; iron ion binding
Source: RefSeq, a predicted model, not a curated record
AUGGAUGCCUUGUACAAUCAUUAUAUGCCUGCUUGCUUUAUGCUCUUUAUCUGCUUCCUCUCUAUAGCUUUAUUUCUUAAAAAAACUAGUCAAGCCAUUGAUUACUGGCUUUUCCUUGGAUCCUUGCCAUCAGUUGUAAUGAACUCCAACCGCAUACCUGAUUGGCUCACUGAGGUAUUUACUUCACUUGCUAGAGGUUCAUUCUUCAUUGAUGGACCUAUCUUCUCAAAUCUCAAAUACUUUGUCACUUGUCACCCCAAAAACAUUGAAUACAUUCUCAAGACCAAUUUCAACAAUUUUCCUAAAGGUCCAGAUUUCAAGCAAGUUUUCUCUCCACUUGGUGAUGGAAUCUUUAACGCUGAUUCUGAAAGCUGGAGAGUACAAAGAAGAAUGGCUCACACAGCGUUUAUAUCUGGAGAGUUCAAGAAUCUUAUUUCUAGCAUUAGCCGUCAAGUUGUACAAGAUCAACUAGUUCCGUUAUUAGUUCAUGUAGCUAAAACCGGAUCCACCAUUGAUUUACAAGAAGUGUGUUCAAGAUUUGCGUUUGAUGUCAACAUGAAUGCCAUAUUUGGAUUGCAUGAAAAUUACCUUUCUAUUGAACUUCCUUCCGAUGAUUUGGCUGAAGCUAUUGGAGAUGCACAAGAAGCUGGAGUAAAAACCUUUGAUCUCUUGUCGUCAUACGUAAAUGAAGAGCUUAAGAGAACUAAUAUUCCUUCGCUGCCACUUAAAAAUGACGACAAAUUCCUCAGAGAUUCAAUGCUUAGUCUGUUUAUAGCUGGAAAGGACACAAUUGGAUCAGGUCUCAUUUGGUUCUUUUGGCUGGUCUCGAAAACACCUCGUGUUGAGAAAAAGAUCUUGGAAGAAUUGAAAGUGUUAUUGUCCUCAAAAAUGGGGCAACUGUCAGAGUACCAUGGGUGGCCAUGGGUUUUUCAUUCAGAUGACACAAAUGGGUUGGUUUAUUUGCACGCAGCAUUAUGCGAAUCGCUGAGAUUAUACCCACCAGUUCCGGUUAAUAGCAAGACGGUGUUAAAUGAAGUUGUGCUCCCAGAUGGGAGUUUAAUAAAACCAGGGACGCAGGUAUUAAUUCCAUUCUAUUCUGUUGGACGAAUGCCAUGGAUCUGGGGAGAGGAUUGUCUGGAAUUUAAGCCGGAAAGAUGGAUAGAUGGUGAUGGGAAGUUAACCCGACAUGAAAAUGCGGCCAAGUUCUUUACAUUCAAUAUAGGACUAAGGACUUGUUUAGUUAAGGAUAUGUCACUUACACAACUAAAGGCUGUCGCUGCUGCUGUUCUUCUCAACUUUCAUGUUGAAGUAUUGGAAGGCCAGCAUGUCCGCCCUAAACCAGCUAUUACUCUUCAUAUGGACAAGGAAUUGAAAGCCAAAAUUCACAAGAGAGUUAUUUGCAUAUGUUCCUCGACACACGCCAUGUCGAAAUGUAUAUCAAAAAUAGAGCUUGAUUGGUAA